Striga hermonthica is the source of this 525-nucleotide messenger RNA. The record is from the annotation of a GenBank genome assembly. Lineage: Eukaryota; Viridiplantae; Streptophyta; Magnoliopsida; Lamiales; Orobanchaceae.
AUGAAAUUCUAAUCAAUGGUGAUAGUGCUGUUUCUAUGCAAAAUCUCAUUACAAAACUUGGAAAUCAAUUUGCCCUGAAAACAAUGGGCGAAGUUAAUCAUUUUUGGGGUUUUGAGGCUCUUAGAACUUCAGAUGGUUUUCUUCUCAAUCAAUCUAAGUAUGCUUUGGAUUUAAAAGUUGGUAAAUUGGACUCUCCUAAAGAACUUUGGGAAAAAUUACAGGAAUUAUAUACUGAAACUUCUUUGCCAAAUAAGUUGUUUCUGCUUGAGAAAUUUUUCCGGUUCAAACUUGAUUUGUCCAAAGAUAUGGAUGAUAAUUUGGAUGUGUUUACCAAACUUGUUCAGGAUAUUAAACAAACUGGUGAUAAGCAUAUUGAUUAUUAUACCCCUAUUGUGCUCUUGAAUGUUAUACCUGAUUCUUACAGUGAUGUGAAAUCUGCUAUUAAGUAUGGUAGAGAUAAUGUGAAUCUUGAAACUGUUGUGAAUAGUUUGAAAAGCAAAGAGCUUGAUUUGAAAACAAACAGGG